UAAACGAAAAAUCAAUACUGUAUAGUACGAAGUAAGUAAUUGCAGUUGACAUUAAAAUCACUUUAUUUGUAAAAAUGCCUUGUACAAUUUAUUUGGUAGUCCGUUUAGUCGUGUUGUGCUUAUAACCAUAAGGAACAAAGAUGUCAUUAAAAGCUUAUGAAGAUGCGUGUAUGCGAGCAGAAUUAUUCAAUCAACAAAAACCUGACAAGGAUGAGUUUUUAGAAAAACACAAAUAUUUGGAUGUGAAUGAAUUCGAGGAAGUUGACAUUAAGUCAACAGAGGAAACAGCCAUAUUAAACGAUGGACUUCAAGAAUCGGCUGCUUUAAGCGAAUUAGGGAAUAUUCUCAAUUCCACUCAUAGUAAAUUAAAUCGUCUCAAGGGGGUCUGUGGUACCGUGACAAAUUAUUUUCGAGUGAAAUUAGCAUCUAAAGAUUUAUCAUACUCCAGUGAUCCAAGCUACAUCGGUCAAACGAAUUAUGACAACGAUUUCGUUCCGUCGGCAAAUUCGGAAUAUGCAUCUGUCAACACCGACUUAGGAUCCAGAGACAAUGAAAUGACACCGAGGGCGGGAAAAAGACAAAAAGGUGGUGACAUUAAUUCCGCAAUUGAGGAUUUAAAACAAAUGGAAAAGGCGGAAAAUAGUUUUUCAUUGGGUGGGAUGUUGCGAUAAGUAAAUUAUAUUUAUUAGUUUUGUCGCUUUCUCUUGGCGAAGCUUAAAGCUUUAUACUCGUAGAUGGUCAAAAAUAUUAAAGCUUUGCAGUUGAUAAUUGUUAUAUGUGAGUAUAUUUCGAAGUGUUGUGUAAUUUAUACUAAUAAGUUUUUACUCGAUGUAGAGACAGAUCAGCAAUCG
This is a messenger RNA of Pieris napi, 851 nucleotides long. RefSeq lists its product as uncharacterized. The record is from RefSeq and is a predicted model, not a curated record. Lineage: Eukaryota; Metazoa; Arthropoda; Insecta; Lepidoptera; Pieridae. Bases 141 to 671 code for a protein of 176 amino acids. The transcript is spliced from 3 exons.